Mercenaria mercenaria is the source of this 2008-nucleotide messenger RNA. RefSeq names its product xylose isomerase-like. Gene Ontology annotation, molecular function: xylose isomerase activity. Gene Ontology annotation, biological process: carbohydrate metabolic process. The record is from RefSeq and is a predicted model, not a curated record. Lineage: Eukaryota; Metazoa; Mollusca; Bivalvia; Venerida; Veneridae. The transcript is spliced from 16 exons. Bases 200 to 1588 code for a protein of 462 amino acids.
AUGCAUGUAACAUUUCUUAACUGCUGUUUCCAUAAAGAUAAUCAAUGUAGCGUUAGAAAUAUACUGCAAGCUGAUUAUAUGUAAUACAUAUAAAGAAAUGUAGCUAAAGGCAAAAUCGAGUUUCGUUGCAUUAUAGCGUGUAAUAUCCACACAGUACGACCGAGAACAAUAGAAGUGCAUUUUACAACACACUAGAAACAUGUCUUCGUUCGCACCCGAAUCGAAAGGAUCAGGGUCGACCGACAGUUCCGGGUACCAGGAGUUCGACAAAGCAGAUGCCACCUUCUUUGCAGGUAUAGGAAAAAUUCCAUUCAAGCCGGAUGCCGGACCUGCAGAAACUAUGGUGUACAAACACUACAACCCAACACAGGUUGUCAUGGGACGAACAAUGGAAGAAUGGUUAAGAUUUUCCGUCUGUUUUUGGCACACAUUUAGAGGAACAGGUGCUGAUCCAUUUGGCUUCCCGACCCUGAUCCGACCAUGGGAUGAUGGUAGUAACACAAUGUCAAACGCACGUAGAAGACUUCGAGCAGGGUUCGAGUUUUUCACCAAACUUGGUGUGAAAUACUGGACAUUCCACGACAGAGAUAUUGCGCCGGAAGGAGCUACCUUGGAAGAGACUAACCGGAAUCUAGAUGAGAUUGCAGACCUUGCCUUAGAAUUACAGAAAAAGACAGGAGUGAAAUUACUCUGGGCCACAUCAAACCUGUUCGCACAUCCCAGAUACAUGAAUGGGGCGGGCAGUAAUCCUGAUGCAAGUAUUUUUGCCUACGCCGCAGCCCAAGUAAAGAAAUGUCUCGAAGUUGCCAAGAGACUCGGCGCAGAAAAUUUCGUGUUUUGGGGCGGACGUGAAGGAUAUCACACAUUGCUGAACACAGAUAUAUUGCAAGAGCAGAAUCAUUUGGCAAACUUCUUUAGAAUGGCUUCAGAAUACAAGAAAAAGAUUGGAUUUACUGGCACUUUGCUUAUCGAACCAAAACCAAAAGAACCAUCAAAACACCAGUAUGAUUAUGAUGCUAUGACAGUCAUCGCAUUCUUAAAGACCUACGGACUUGAUAAGGAGUUCAAGCUUAACAUAGAGCCUAACCAUACCACACUUGCCGGUCACGGGUAUGAACAUGAUGUUGCCAUGGCAUCAGCGUUCGGUAUGCUGGGCUCUGUAGAUUCGAACACGGGUUCCCCAGAUCUUGGUUGGGAUACGGAUCAGUUCCCUAUGGAUAUCAAAAACAGUACACAAGUUAUGAGGGUCGUACUAGAACAAGGUGGAUUAGCACCGGGUGGUCUAAAUUUUGACUGUAAAGUACGAAGAGAGUCUACCAAUCUUAAGGACAUGUUUAUUUCUCACAUAGGUGCAAUGGAUUCAUUUGCAAGAGCAUUGAAAUGUGCUGCAAAGAUCAAGGAGGAAGGGGUCUUUGCUAAACAUGUCGAGGAACGUUACAGCUCGUAUAGAAGUGGGAUUGGACAGAAAAUCGACCAAGGUACAGCAACGUUCGAGGAACUCGAGAAAUACACAAUGGAAAAUGGCGAGCCAACGGCAGCAUCUGGUCAGCAAGAACAUUAUGAAACCAUGAUGAACUAUUAUGUCUAACAAUUCAGCCACAUAUUGAAUGAGCAAAGACGAUUAAUGUGCAACACAAAAUAAUUAGGGGAAAUGUAUACUUAAUAUAUAUUACAUUGUACAUGUAUUUACAACAGCACAAAUCUGAUCUGUAACAUUUGGUAUCUCACAGAAAUUGUAAACACUGAUUUCUUAGCUUAGGUAGUAUACCCUAAAAAGAAACAUAUCUUGGGUGUUUUUGAAAACGGUAUCUUUUUAAAUAUGUAUACGACCUAACCAAGAAUAAUGUGAAUUUUCAAAUCACACUUGCGUUUUGAAUUAUAUAUGCACAUGAACACUUUUACUUUGUAAUCAUAUCUUUUAUUGUAUUGGAUAAGAUGUUUAGAAUACUAGUAAUACUGCAAAUGGGCACUGCAGAGACUUAUUGAAAUAAACGUUUCAAUAUAGCCA